CGCGAGACCCAAAACAAAAACGAACCGAUCGAGGAAGUGUGAAACUGUUGUUUAACUGUCUAUGGUUGUGUUACCUAUUUUGCUACAGGAAUGGGAGUGAUAAGUCCCUACAUGAUUAUGUUGGGGCUGUUUUUGACGUUUACUUACACCUUAGCAGCGACUGCAUCGCCAGAUGCAUUCGACGGAGUUUUGGGAAACACUGCCUCUUGCCACAAAACAUGUCAGAUGACCUAUAGUUUGCAUACUUAUCCACGGGAGGAGGAACUAUAUGCCUGCCAGAGAGGUUGUCGUCUGUUUUCCAUAUGUCAGUUUGUCGGUGAUACUGAAGACCUGAAUCAAACUAAAUCAGAGUGCGAGUCUGCUUGUCAUGAGGCAUAUUCCCAGGCAGAUGAGCAGUAUGCCUGCAAUCUCGGAUGUCAGAGCCAACUCCCUUUUGCUAAGCAGAGGCAAGAACAGCUUGCAUCCAUGAUGCCAAGGAUCCAUAUGCUCUUCCCACUGGCUUUAGUGAGAGGCUUCUGGGAUGAUGUGAUGAGUCAAGCUCACAAUUUUAUCAUGUCAUCCUGGACAUUCUACCUCCAAGCAGAUGAUGGAAAAGUAGUUAUUUUUCAGUCUGAGCCACAAAUUCAGUUUGUCCCUCAGCUUGAAUAUCAGAUGGAAGAGGAGGUGCCACAGAGCUCAAACCAAGGAUUAAGCAACCCAGUUUACAAAGACUACCACCGCACCUACAUUCAGGAGAGAGACCGGGAUAUGUUUAUGGACCGGAGCAACCGCGAGGAUGAGUCCAGCCUUUUUGACUGCCUGUCAAGGAACCCAUGGCUUCCAGGCUGGAUUCUGACCACCACUCUGGUUCUGUCGGUCCUGGUUCUGAUAUGGAUCUGCUGUGCUACAGUGGCUACCGCUGUUGACCAAUAUGUUCCUGCUGAGAAGCUAAGCAUCUACGGGGAUAUGGAUUUUUUAAAAGACCAGAAGCUGACACCAUACCCACAAUCCUCUCUGGUUAUCAUCACCUCUAAUGGAGAAGAAAGAGAGGCGGGACCCCUGCCAUCCAAAGUCAACCUGGAUCAGUCCAAUAUUUAGGAAAAACGGCAUCAUCAUCCACUCACAAAUAUUUGAUUGGGUAGUCUUAAAUAUGCAAAGAUGAGCCGUAUUGUGUUGGUCUCAUUCUUAAGCAGUUUACGUUUUCACUUAAAUUGCUACUAUGGAGUCUAGCACAUUUUUGUAUGGCUUUCUCCUAUGCUUUUGUCCUUCCCUAAACAGAGGUACUGAGGGAUUCAUUUUAUCUGUAUAUUGGCAUGAUUGAAGCAUUACACUGUCAAUGAUAGCCCUGAUUCACUCGAUUUUUUUUUAGAUAACUUUACCCUUUUUUGUGGGGUCUUAAAGAUCCACUUAGAAACUGUUGUUUUUCUACUUUCCUGGAAUUAAAAUGGUGUGUUAACUACAAUUUCAGUCCAAGAGGUAUUGUAGUUAAUAGUGAGAUAUAUAGGGAGGAACUAACGCUAAACUCAUUCCCUAGCUUUAGGUGGUGUGUUUUAAGUGCAAUGGAUGACUCAUAUAGAGAGUUCGGCACAUUAAGCUUCAUGAGGAUAUGGAUAAACAGUAGCAUGCCCUAUGACUACUACUUCUCACAAGAAUGGGUGUUGGUUGGUGUAAAUUCAUCUAUAUGUUUCUCCCAAAUAAAAUUCUUUAAAAAUA
Messenger RNA from Clupea harengus (Atlantic herring), 1692 nucleotides. It is a transcript of the gene tmem59, whose product is annotated as transmembrane protein 59. Gene Ontology annotation, biological process: positive regulation of autophagy. Gene Ontology annotation, cellular component: lysosome; late endosome. NCBI's taxonomy places the organism in Eukaryota, Metazoa, Chordata, Actinopteri, Clupeiformes, Clupeidae. The record is from RefSeq and is a predicted model, not a curated record.